AUGACAUCCAGCAGCCCAAAAUAUCCUAAUUUGCUGUCUAGAUCUAAUUUUAAGAUUGAUUCUUCUUUGAUAAAACCAGAGCAAUUAAAGAUAAUUAUCAAUUGGAUCAGAAAUGAAAAAAACAUCAAUUCUACUCCACCUAAAAAUAAAUACACAUUUACUCUUUUAUAUAAGGCAUCACAUGAUGGUUUUCAAAAUAAUACAUUUAAUAAUAAAUGUGCAAGUCAAGGCUCUUGUCUUGUAGUUACAAAAUGUGAUGAAACAAACAAGAUUAUUGGUGGAUAUACCUCAGUUGGAUUCAAUUAUAAUUAUGGUUAUUAUAAUGAUUCUCAAAGUUUUUUAUUUUCUUUUAAUUUUAAUGAAAUCAAAAAGCCAAUCAUUUGUCAUAUACAAAACUUCAGUUAUGCUCUUUAUAACAAUUAUAAUAAUGGCAAUUAUAAUAAUAGUAUUUUUAAUUUUGGAUCUGGUAGUUUAAGUAUGAAUAAUAAUUAUAUUAGUUGUAGUAAUAAUAAUUAUUACAAACAAGUCAAUUUACUCAAUAAUAAUACAAAUAAUUUUAAUGCGAGUGAAAUCGAGGCAUUCAAAGUGCAACUUAAUAGCUAA
Molecule: messenger RNA, 603 nt
Organism: Entrophospora sp. SA101
Lineage: Eukaryota; Fungi; Glomeromycota; Glomeromycetes; Entrophosporales; Entrophosporaceae
Source: the annotation of a GenBank genome assembly